UUGUGUCCCGGGUGCUUGAGAGUCCGACGGACUUGGAGCGCUGCGCCCACCGCAGGGCCUCUACGGGAGAGGGGCGCGAGCCGGGCCGGGGGGGCCCUGAGUGCCGUCGGCCUCCCUUCCGGUCGUCCAGCAGACCUUACUGCAAAGAUGAAACCUGAUGAAACUCCUAUGUUUGACCCAAGUUUACUCAAAGAAGUGGACUGGAGUCAGAAUACAGCUACAUUUUCUCCAGCCAUUUCCCCAACGCAUCCUGGAGAAGGUUUGGUUUUGAGGCCUCUUUGUACUGCAGACUUGAAUAGAGGUUUUUUUAAGGUACUGGGUCAGCUAACAGAGACUGGAGUUGUCAGCCCUGAACAAUUUAUGAAAUCUUUUGAGCACAUGAAGAAAUCUGGGGAUUAUUAUGUUACAGUUGUGGAAGAUGUGACUUUAGGACAGAUUGUUGCUACAGCAACUUUGAUAAUCGAACAUAAAUUCAUCCAUUCUUGUGCUAAGAGAGGAAGAGUAGAAGAUGUUGUUGUUAGUGAUGAAUGCAGAGGAAAGCAGCUUGGCAAAUUGUUACUAUCAACCCUUACUUUGCUAAGCAAGAAACUGAACUGUUAUAAGAUUACCCUUGAAUGUCUACCACAAAACGUUGGUUUCUAUAAAAAGUUUGGAUAUACAGUAUCUGAAGAAAACUACAUGUGUCGGAGGUUUCUAAAGUAAAAAUCUUAAAGACAUUGUCAAAGGAGCUAAUGCAGCAAGGCUGUACUCUUCUAGAGUUAAAAUAUUUUGUUGCUACAACCCAGUGACCUCCAUAAAUACUGGAUUGAAAAAACAUUGGAAUACAAGUAUAAUGACAUUUAGAAGAUUACUGUGGGCUGGUGGGGGCUGCUGUGAGUUUAGAUUACAAAUGGAUAUUAUAAAAGGGAUGAUUUUUAACCAAAGGAAUAUAUUUUUAACUUGAAUCUUUUCUUGCAUUGUAUUUUUCUAAAGUUUGGCUUCAUUUCUUGGUGGUCAAGAGUAUAUGUACUAAGGAGUUAUAAUGUCUGCCAGCUGUACUGCUCAUUAAAAAAACAUACAAUGAA
Equus caballus (horse) is the source of this 1064-nucleotide messenger RNA. It is a transcript of the gene GNPNAT1, whose product is annotated as glucosamine-phosphate N-acetyltransferase 1. Gene Ontology annotation, biological process: UDP-N-acetylglucosamine biosynthetic process. The record is from RefSeq and is a predicted model, not a curated record. Gene Ontology annotation, cellular component: endoplasmic reticulum-Golgi intermediate compartment; Golgi apparatus; endoplasmic reticulum. Lineage: Eukaryota; Metazoa; Chordata; Mammalia; Perissodactyla; Equidae. Gene Ontology annotation, molecular function: monosaccharide binding; glucosamine 6-phosphate N-acetyltransferase activity.